Molecule: messenger RNA, 1155 nt
Organism: Caenorhabditis sp. 36 PRJEB53466
Lineage: Eukaryota; Metazoa; Nematoda; Chromadorea; Rhabditida; Rhabditidae
Source: the annotation of a GenBank genome assembly
AUGUCGUUCAGCUUCGAAAUGAGCCAAAUGCUCCCGCCGGCUCCGCGCGAUUGCUACGCGGUCCCCGGCAGACCGGCCGAUCCGUUGACCGUCGUCGGAUGGGACGACAUGAACCUGAAGCUGUUCUAUCCGGCCGCCCUUUUCAGUACAUGGACCAUCCGCACCGGCCUUUAUCCUCUUGCCGUGCUCCGCAGUCAAUUGCAGCUUCAAAAACAGAACACCGUCUACCGUAGCACUUUGCAUGCCUAUCGGGACAUCUGGAGACACGAGGGAUUCCGAGGACUGUACAGGGGAUUCUGGAUCACCGUCCCGCAGAUUGGCUGUUCUUUCAUCUAUUCGACAAUUUUCGAAAAGGUGCGUUCGGUGCUGCACGAGCGAGGGUUCCAGUCGGUCGGAGGAGCCGCCGCGAUAGCUGGAGGAUGGGCGAGUCUCGCGACGCAAUCGAUCUUCGUGCCGACGGAUAUUAUUUCUCAGUACAUGAUGAUCUACAAGAACAAGGACAAACUGACUGCUGGCCACGACAAGGCCGUCAUCGAGAGAGUGACGUGAGUGGAGAGUUAUGGCAGCCAUCCGAUGGUGUUUUAUUCAGGGAGUCUGUGAAGAACGGGAAGAGACUGGGUCCAAGCGUGCUGAAGGCCCUCUACCGCACUGACGGAUUCCUCGGUUUCUACCGUGGCUUCUGGGCUUCCGUGUCCGUCUACGUCCCCCAAAUGCUCGUCUUCUGGCCCAGUUACUACUGGCUGCUCGACCGUUUUCAAGAGGUGAUUCGACCGAUCUCCGACAGUCCGUCUUAAUGAGUUCCAGGUCUCUCCUGCAACUAAGCGUAGUUUCCUGAUCGACCAGGCUGUGGCGGCAAUGAUCGGAGGAUCCGUGGCGACCGUGUUCACCAAUCCUAUGGAACUGUUCCGUGUCCGCCUUCAAAUGCACCGCAGCAGUUAUCCGAAGACCUUGACGACGUUGUGGCGUGACGAGAGGACCGCCAUUUUCACGAAAGGACUCACUCCAAGGUUAUCAUGCUCGUUUUUCUGCUGAGCCAAUCCGUCCAGUUUCAGACUCAUCACCAACUCGAUCUACUCUGGAAUGGUCAUCGCUGGUUACGAAAUAGUGAAGAGAUUGUGUGUGAAAGAGGAGCACAAGCAUCGUAUCAAAUGGUAG